UUGACAUUGACGGUUAUAUUUUAUUUUUAAUUCUGAAAAGUAAAUUGCUCUCGAUUUUAUAAAAUCUGUGAAUAUUGUGAAAUAUGACGGUGUGGUGCUAAGUUCUCUGGCUUAAUUAAUAUUUAUGGUGUUAUACGCAUAAUUCUCCAACUGCGAAAUUAACAAGUUAAGGUCCUUUUCAUAGUUGCUUCAGUUAGUACUUAGUAAGCGCUAACAGAGCCUGCUACUUGUUUUUGCGGUUGACUUCCUUUGUGUCCAUUGUUAUUGGAUAUAAUAAGUGAAAUUUUAAAGAUGCCUAUAUUAUUCAGUGUAGUUGCCAGAGGCACAGUUGUUCUGGCUAAAUAUGCUACAUGUGCUGGAAAUUUUACUGAAGUAACUGAGCAAAUAUUAUCCAAAAUUCCUCCCCACGACGACAAACUUACCUACUCUCACGGGAACUAUCUCUUUCACUAUAUUGCAGAGAAUAAAUUAGUUUAUUUUUGCAUUACUGAUGAUAAAUUUCAAAGGUCGAGAGCUUUCCUCUUUCUCAAUGAAAUUAAAAGAAGGUUUACAACAGUAUUUGGGGAUACGGCCCAAACCGCCAUUCCAUAUGCUAUGAAUAGUGAAUUUGCAAGAGUACUGGCCACAGAAAUGAAACAUUACAGUGAAUCUAAAGACCUGGAAACAAUAUCAAGAGUCCAUGGUGAACUAGAUGAAUUAAAAAACAUCAUGGUUAAAAAUAUUGAUAGCAUGGCGAUGCGAGGUGAAAAAUUAGAGCUCCUUCUGAAUAAGGCUGAUAAUUUGGCAACAAAUUCGGUGCCCUAUAGAAAUACAGCGAGAACCCUCCAGCGUUCACUGUUUUGGAAGAAUGUUAAAAUGUAUGUCAUAAUGGCUGUUAUAUUUGGGUUCGCUAUUUACUUGAUCGGCGCCAUGGCUUGUGGUGGUUUGGCGUGGCAGUCCUGCGUUGGUUAAGUUAUAUUUUAUUCAUACCAUUCGUAGAUUUACUCGAUAGUAAUCAGUAUUGAGAAAAACCGAAUCUCCUUGUCCAUUUGACAUUGUCAAAAUGACUUUGACAGUUCGAUGUAGAUAGUCUGUAUUGCAACAGUUAAAUAUUAAAAUCUAUGAAGUGUCAAAACAAUUAAAAGUUUGUAGCUUAUUAAUAAAAUACAGUAAAACGGAAGAACUCAUUGUUUAGAUUUGCAUAACUGAUAAUUUACGAAAAAAGAAAUAAUUAUGUUCAGCAGACUUUCAAUUAAACAGUAUAAACUGUUAAUAAAUGUUAUUACGCAAUAAUUCGAGUAAAAACAUCUAAACAUGUGUAUGAACAGUAUUUUACGAGCUUGAAAUAAUUCUAAGUAUUAAUUGAUCGAGUAAAUAUACGAAUGUUUAUUAUAACCCCCUUAUAAAAAUCCGUUAUUUUCAGUCUUUCGUCUCUUUCUGUUAAACUGUGUUUACCCUAUGAUGAAAAGAGACGGUUAUGUUAAAACAGUGCAAUCGGUUUAAUUACAGUAAAUUCAAUUGUCGAAUAUAUGUUAUGUUAUCGAAUUGGCAUUUUGAAUAUAAUGAACCGGUUUCGUUAAUUAAAUCAGUUGUUAUGGUCAAGGACAUAAUACGAUAUAGUUUAAAACAAACAAGACCAGAGAAUGUAGACAAAUUAAUUUGUGAGCAUUUUUUAUUGUUAAGAGAUAUUUGUCUGUGGUUUGCCAGUAAUAUACGAAAAUAAUUAAAGGAUAUAAAUACGAAAUUAUUACAUUGUUGCUUUAACUUGAGCGCAUCGUCGAGUUACCUAAUGAAUUCACGUUUAUAUUGGUUAGGAAUUAUUUAAAGGAAUUGUUAAAUUAAACAUAUAACAGUUUAAUAAUUAUUAAAGACAUUUCAAGUAGUUCUUCAGCGGUUACCAUGACUUAACACAAGACUGAUGCACGCUUUAAAUAUUUGUGCUUUUUACAUUCCACACUAUUCCACACUAUACAAUUCACGAGAAAACUAACUUGUCAAUAGUGGUUGUGACCAGGGUUACUCCAUAGUACUUCAAAUAGUAUAUAGUAAUACAUAUUAAUACAAUUUUCUUUGACAUUAUGCCGUGGAAAAGGCAGUGUCUAACAGAGUGCCGAUUUGACAAAACUUUAAUAGCGUUGUGGAAAACUUGGAGUUAUUUAGAAAUAAAGGGAUUUGGAUUUGUAAUAAGUACUAAAUCUCUGGUUUUAAUGAAUCUAUUUUAACUUUAACACAAUCAACUGGCACUUGAUAACAAAAAUUUUCGUCUUCGUUAAUAUGUUAAGUGUUAAGAAUUAGUUGAUAAAAUAUUAUAAAAAUGUCUUUAUAAUAUUUUAUCUUAACACUAUAUAUUUCUACAAUCGCUUUCUUCAACUGUUAACUUCGAACAAAUGUAUAAACGAAUAUUACAACUAGAAUUUUCGAUUUUAG
Pieris napi is the source of this 2406-nucleotide messenger RNA. It is a transcript of the gene Vamp7, whose product is annotated as vesicle-associated membrane protein 7. Gene Ontology annotation, cellular component: membrane; SNARE complex. Gene Ontology annotation, molecular function: SNAP receptor activity; SNARE binding. The record is from RefSeq and is a predicted model, not a curated record. Gene Ontology annotation, biological process: vesicle fusion; exocytosis. The coding region runs from base 292 to 951 and encodes 219 amino acids. Lineage: Eukaryota; Metazoa; Arthropoda; Insecta; Lepidoptera; Pieridae. The transcript is spliced from 4 exons.